GCGGGGUCCUGUCUGAAAAAAAGCCAAAGGAAAACGCCGCAGCUACCUCGCCGUUUCGUCCACUUGGUUCCCCGUCGUCUGAGUUCGCCGCCUAGAGCCGAGAUGGGGUUCGUCGGCGACACGGUGGAGUCGAUCCGCUCGAUGCAGAUCCGCCAAGUGAUCUCGCAGAUCAUCAGCCUCGGUAUGAUUGUUACCUCGGCAUUGAUCAUUUGGAAGGGACUGAUUGUUGUGACGGGGAGUGAGUCCCCAGUGGUAGUGGUUCUUUCUGGUAGCAUGGAGCCUGGAUUCAAAAGGGGUGAUAUCCUCUUUUUGCACAUGAGCAAAGAUCCUAUCCGCACAGGAGAAAUAGUUGUUUUUAAUGUUGAUGGUCGUGAAAUUCCAAUUGUUCAUCGUGUGAUUAAGGUCCAUGAGCGUCAGGACACUGCAGAAGUUGACAUCCUCACCAAAGGUGACAAUAAUUUUGGCGAUGACCGACUUUUAUAUGCACAAGGGCAGCUUUGGCUCCAGCAACACCACAUUAUGGGACGUGCUGUAGGCUAUCUUCCAUAUGUCGGGUGGGUUACAAUUAUCAUGACUGAGAAACCAUUUAUUAAGUAUCUGCUGAUCGGCGCACUAGGCUUGCUGGUCAUUACAUCAAAAGAGUAACUAUUUCAAAUAUGAAUUGCUCUUUUGGUGCGAGCAGUGGAGAGCAGUGGCCUAACGGCAUUAAGAGACCCGUUCUGUUUCACCAUGUAUCAAACGAAAGAUUUCUCUAUCUAUUUUGAGGGUAUCUGCCGACUAAUGGGAUAGCCAGUUUCUCAUGUAACAUUCAUCGUCCGAUAGAUCUAGCAAAUGAGUUGAAUCUUUUAUUGCAUUUGAUAAGGGUUACCCUUUUUUGGGGAAAAUUUCUGA
Messenger RNA from Phragmites australis (common reed), 891 nucleotides. RefSeq lists its product as uncharacterized. The coding region runs from base 103 to 645 and encodes 180 amino acids. The transcript is spliced from 8 exons. Lineage: Eukaryota; Viridiplantae; Streptophyta; Magnoliopsida; Poales; Poaceae. Gene Ontology annotation, cellular component: signal peptidase complex; membrane. Gene Ontology annotation, molecular function: serine-type endopeptidase activity. The record is from RefSeq and is a predicted model, not a curated record.